AUGCGCCCUUUCUCGACUCUCCCUGUGAGGGGACAACUUGAGCCAUAUACGCCUGACUCGAGGCCAGGCUGGAGAUAUUUGCAGUGCACGGACACCCCCAAUGAAUUGAAGGUUCUACUACCGCCCCGGACUGCCACCUUAUACGCUCGGAUACUCGAACUUGAGCAGGAUGAGCUCGCCUUCCUCGCGCGCGACCCCAAUCACAGCUGGGAGCGCAUCAUGCAGAUCCGGCAUCUUAAGGACCGAAUGGAACGCAAAUGCCAUCGCAUGGCCCGCUUCACCGUCCCCCAGUUCGGCGCCCAGUCGCCAUUCCGCGUUGUGAAUGCCCCCACCGAUUUCCGCCUCAAAGAGCUCGAGCGCUGGCUGCGCGAGAACGACUCGCACCAUCGCCUAACGCGUGACGUACUCAAGGGUCGUAUGGCUGCCGACGGCUCGAUUGUGCCGUCCACCCGUUCUCGCGGCUCUGUUACCAGUGCCAGCCCGGAGACACAUUCGUCAGUUAUAUCCCUCCGAACGCCACGCUCAGGAGCGUCGAAACGCCUGUCCAUCGCCUCUUCAUCCCAGGCUAGCACUGCACCUACCGUACCAGAUAAGACACCGAAAUACGUGCCUUCGUUUCUCUCGCCCGUCGCGGAAGAGAACACAGUGGGGACCCCGACGCCGGUUCAGACGAGCAUGGUUUUGCCGGACGUCUUCGUCCCUGCAAGCGUCCCCCACGUCACCGCGGACUCGUCAGCGCCCGCAUACCAUCCCUCGCCAUCGAUGCCCAUGCCCGAGGUCCCUCCGAUGCCCCACAGUCCUCGGCACCCUCUAGCGAACGCCCAAAUGCCACUACUGGACCCGUUCUCUGCGCCCAUGCCAAUGCCAGAUACACUUGGCGUACCCGACACAUCGACGCGCCCGAAUGUCGUCUCGCCCGACCCGCUCCCCCAUCCGUACACCGAGUCGAGCGGGUACAUUCAACCUUCCGGUACACUCGACAAUCUGAGCCUCAUGGACGAGCCACACGACCGUGCGCGCCACCCGCCUGACAUGGGCAUGCCACACCCCGUUACCGAGAUGCCGGUGCCAGAACCUGCUGGAGGGCCCCCACCAGCACCCGAGAGCGUCUUCACGGAGUCUGAGGUCGGUAGCACCGCGCCUUCCGGACGCCCAGGACUCCCGCGUCGCCGCAGCAGCUUGAAGCAGAAUAGCCGCUUCAGUCUCGGUGGCGCUGCCAAGGUCGUAUCAUGGGCUAUGGACAACGACUGGGCAGAGCAUAUAGGGACAUACGAGCGUAUCGCGUACGGCGCUGAGAUGGCGGGCGAGGACCUGAACAAGGCUCGUCAGCUGUUCGAGGGCGAGCUCGUGGGUGUGAGGAACAUGAGGGAGAAUAUUGCGUUGAGUCUUGAGAGGUUGAGGUUGGAGACGGAGCAGCUGAAGUUGGAAGAGAGGGCGUUGAAAGACCAUGAGGAGAGUAUGACGUCUAGCUUCAAGCAGUUGAGGGACAGGGAGGCCGUGUACAAGGAGAAGGUGCAAGCCCUCAUUGAAGAGACAAGACGCGUCGUUCUCGCUGCGGACAAUAAGCGGGAUCAUCAAGUAUUGACCUGA
This is a messenger RNA of Peniophora sp. CBMAI 1063, 1590 nucleotides long. The record is from the annotation of a GenBank genome assembly. NCBI's taxonomy places the organism in Eukaryota, Fungi, Basidiomycota, Agaricomycetes, Russulales, Peniophoraceae.